Eruca vesicaria subsp. sativa (arugula) is the source of this 420-nucleotide messenger RNA. NCBI's taxonomy places the organism in Eukaryota, Viridiplantae, Streptophyta, Magnoliopsida, Brassicales, Brassicaceae. The record is from the annotation of a GenBank genome assembly.
AUGGCAGCUACCAGCAGAUCUAGGAAAACCCUCAUUACAGAAAAUUCAGCAGCACUUAGAAGCGUUUGGCACCACAAUGAUCUGGUUGUGAUAGACUCGGGUGCUCUUCCCUUGGAAGAUGUAUUCAAGCUUAUCUGUGAGGGUGAAAAUUUGCCUGUCAUUGCGGAGGAAGAACUUCAGUCCUUACGAGCUCGAAGUAUGUUACACUGCGUUUGUCUAAAGCCAUACAACUCAAGAUCCAUGGUUUCUUGUAGUCAGUGUGGGGAAUGGUAUCACACCUAUUGUGUUAAACUUCAUUGGCGGACUGAGGCUUAUGUCUGCUCCGCUUGCUGUCCAGCAGAAUCCUCUCCGCAUAUUGAUCCCCUCAAAUCAAUGGAGCUAAAGACACCGUUACUGAGCCAUAGACGGCCAGGGCAGUAG